Anopheles funestus (African malaria mosquito) is the source of this 8146-nucleotide messenger RNA. RefSeq lists its product as uncharacterized. The record is from RefSeq and is a predicted model, not a curated record. Bases 3398 to 4180 code for a protein of 260 amino acids. NCBI's taxonomy places the organism in Eukaryota, Metazoa, Arthropoda, Insecta, Diptera, Culicidae. The transcript is spliced from 2 exons.
CCAAUGAAGUGGAUGGACAAGCAGCAUUUCCAACGCUUCCACACUUCCAUUCCUGGGUGCUUUCGCAUGUGAAUGCUAGCUUGAUAUGGCAACUGUUUGCAAAAACACUUACGGCAUUAAGGACUUCCAGUGCAUUUGAUGGCAUUAUCAGCACGGUACAGCUGUAUUGCCAGCACACAUUCCGGCCCGGUAGUGUUUGAGAAUGUUUUAAAACAGUCGAGUGGUUUCUUAAAAUCCAUCCAGCUAAACGAAAACAAUGUUACACUGCUGUUGCGUCAACGUCAACUUAUGCAGCAACAACGGGUCACACAACGUUUUGUUUGGCAGGAUGCAGCCGGUUUUGUGAAAUAGGUCGCUUUCAAUGUUUUUUGAAGCAAUCUGUAUCGAUCGAGCAUGGAUAAAGCGAACGGAAAACAUGUUCAUUGGAUGGAUUUUCAUUGGUUAGCAGUGAAGAAACGUACACGGGUUUGUUUUGUGACGCAUUCCCUAUUAUAAGGUCGCAAAUUUCGUGGAACAUGUUACCAGCAUUUCUAUCGGACUGAAAAUAGACUUACAGAUCAUGUUAAAGGUUACUGACAGGGACUGAUGUUGAUGUAAUUGCAUGGAGUUUCCAAAAUCUGGGGAGUGACGGAUGUCAAUAAACAGAAGGAUUUGUUUCAUGUGUGCAGCAAAUCGAUUAAUGCUUUCAGAUGGCUGCACGUCGAAUAAACAUUCGUUGAAUAUAAUGGUCGAUAUCUCUCUCUCCUUUAUUGGCUUAAUGAUUUAACUUUGGUCAUGCCGGCCAUUUCAGGAUUACUAAUCUUAUUUUUAAGGAUAGUCAGUCCGGAGGCGGUCAAACAUAAUCAAAUUUACAAUAAAUCCAACCGGAGCACGCAACACUGCUUCAUUGUAUCACAAGCAGCAAUAAAGCUCACUAUUCGCUAUCAUCGAAAAAUUAACUUAGCAGCUUGCGCAAUUACAAAGUAAAUCAUCGAUCAAUCGUGCUCGAAAUUAAUCCUCUCCUACCUAUCAGAAAGUAGUGUUCGGUCGAUCAAACUCAGCAUGCCAACAAAUUUCACAGCAUUCGAGUCGGAGCAUUUGAGGUGAAUGGAAAUUGGCAGGGUGUUGAAAAAAAGCGAAACUCCAGCUGUGUCAUUUUCGGCACAAGAAAUUAACGCCUUCCACUCUAAUUAAACCAUUGCAGGCAAACCUCCGUGCAGAGAGCGAGAUACAUAUAUGCAUAGAGAGAGAAAGUUUGUGUGUGUGUGAGAGAGCGGGGGUUGGAGGUUUCGGUAGUCACAUUUGAUUAAAAUGUCCUGUUUUCCAUCGUCCGUGCGCCUUUCAACGCGUUUCCCUAAUUGACGCCCUUUGCAGAGGGUGACCCACCCGGUGCCAUAGUGCAUUGAAGUCGAUGCCUUUUCGAGGUGAACGCUGUUAUAAUUUGAUGCAGUUGCAGUGAUUUGCUCUGGGAAAUGGUGAAGGAAACGGAUGGAUUGUUGGUCAUAAUACCCCACAAGCCACAGCUGCUACCAGCGGGAGAAAUGCAUCCAAGGGUUGCAAUUCGUCAAUGUGAGUUUUUUGUAUUGUAUUUAAACUCGCACCCACAAACUCACACACGCACCGUCACAGGCCGAACAAGCGCACAUAAAGGGAGGUCAUGCUUGGGUUUAGUUGGAAAAAAGGGAAAGCAACUGGCCCGUUGGUGGUACCCGGCAGGAGGCACACUUUUAAUUACGAAUGCAUUCAUAAAAUCACUCUAAUUUCGAAUUGCUGCCGUGCGUUUGGCCGAUGGGAUCCAAACGUUCUGUGUGCCGGAGCCCUUCAUGUAGUGGAAAACAAUAUUUGCAAUAAUUCCCUUCCGGCCGGCGUAGCUGGGAAACGGAAAGCAACCACUGCAGGGCCCGGUGCGGUACGGUGAUGGGAAAAUAAAUUAUCAGAUUAUCAAACUGACUGGUGUGCGGAUGAUUGAUUUCGAUAUCAGAAACUAAAGCGGGAUACUUUGAAUGUAUAAUUUCCAUAAGGUCCCGCAGGGCACCAAUACGUUGUAGUGCACUUGUAGCACAAAGAUUGAAUUAUUUUAAUUCAUAUCGACUGCAGACGACUGGAACGCUAUUGAAUGGAAUGGAAGCGAUGAAGAAAUGCGACCGUGUUCUACAUGCAAUUGCAAUUUGGGGUAUUUAUUUGUCGCUUGCAACAUUUGCUACAUUUGAGCAUUUAUUGAACUGGUCGGUGUAGUGCUUGAUAAAUGUAAUAAUGUUGCAAUAUUUGUGCAUAAUGAAAUAUUAUUCAUUUAAAAAUAUAAUUUUCAAUUAUGCUACAUAAAAGCAUAAUGUUGUGUCACACACUAAUUAGUCACAAUUACAAACAACUUAAGAGCAAUGCUAAAUGCUCAGAAAUAAUUAAAGAGCAUUAAUGUUAUUUAAGUGAAUUAUUUUCUAUUUGCAAUGUAGAUUAUACGAUAAUGCACUUUCACUGCAUAUUUAUUAUAUUUAUUCACCGCUCCACUUUGUAGGCGUCUAAAUUUUCAUUUGAUCUCGCAGUUCGCACUCUCAUGAUCGUGUUAAAGAGAUGAUGAUGUGCUUAACCCCUCGUGGAAGUUGUAUUUUAUAAUAUCUUUAACAUCAUAACCAUCUUCGGGUUAACGGCAAAAGGCAAAAGGCUUUCUUAAAGCUCUCUAACUCAGCUUCAAACAACCACUGACCUCGAUUGUUGUCUUUUCCCUUUCCGCUCCAUUCGGUCCUUUAUCGGUGCUCUAAAGCAUGAAUAAUUUAUUGUGAUAAUUGUAGCGCUUACCACCACGGUGCAAUCGUAACCUUCGUGUUCAAAUAAUAUUGAUGCUCCAGCCAUAAAUCCGCACCAAUAGACCUCCGGCGAAUGUCUGUCAUUCAAUGAGUCUGGCGCGUCGUCACAAACGGUACCGGGACGGUGAUGAUGUAACAUCGUAACACACAGUGUACGCAAUGCUACAAAGCAUCAAAGCGCACAGCAGUCAGCACUGGCAAGCGCGCUGAGAAAGUUCAUCUGCGCGAUGCGCUUUGGCUGGUCAUCGACUGUAGAAGAAGGGUAAAUUGUUUUGGGGGUGUGGAUGAUGAAACGUGCGCAAUAUGCCGUAUGAUUUGAAGCAGUGUGUGCGAGAUGCAAAUGUUAGCCACACGUCUCCGGAGCAUAAUGUUGCCAUCUGUCUCCCUCCAUCGGGUGUGUGUGUGGGAUAGUGGAGAGAUAUGCUUCCGACGUUGAAGAUGACCUGGGACGCAUAGAGACGUAAUGGAGCUGUUUGUCUGUAUCCGGUCGUACCAAGACGCUUGGCAGAGGUUAUAAAAGUAUCCAAACGGAAGAUGCACGUUGUCAGUGGUGUAUGAUCGGUUCCGGUGGCUAGACGUCCGCGGUGGGUGAAACAAGCCCUUUUGAAAGUUCGAACAUGGAAAUCUGUUCAUCACUUUUAGUCGAAACGCUCACAAUAAUGGGCUUUGGAGGAACUUCUCAACGAAGGCGGAGAUUUGGACGAGACACACUGUUAGGACAUUGCUGUUUGUUGAUGCUGUUGAUAUACUGCUGGCAGCAGUCACCUGUACAUGGAGCGUCCUGGAGAAGUAAGGCGAAAUUGUACAAGUCCGAUGAUGAUUAUUACGAAUCGAGUGAAGGUUACGAUACGGACGAAGAUGACAAACACCACGAAACAGGUGAGAUAAAUUUCGGCUCCUCGAACCUGCAUGACGAUAACGAAUCCGUGGAAAUUGAAUAUGAAGAGCACGAUCACCAUCAUCAUAAUCUUCCCAAUGGAGUGUUCGAGUCUAACGAAUCGACCGAAGAUCAACCCGAUUCCUUCAACAACUCCGAGCUGUUGGCGCAGCUAGGUCUCCAACACAAAACAGCACGGGGAAAGAAAAAGAGCAGAAAGUAUGCAGCGCCACCAGUCACAAUCGCUGUUCCGUAUCCUGUACACGUGGAGCGCAAGGUUCCCGUGUUCAUCGAGAAAAAGGUUCCGGUGAUCGUGGAGAAGAAGGUGGAGGUACCGAUAGAUCGGCCCUACGAAGUGCCUGUUCCGGUGAAAGUGCCCGUACACGAAAAGGAAGUGAUACACGUGCCCAAACCGAUCGUCUUUAACGUCGAUCGGCCUUACCCGGUGUUUGUGCAACGGACUGUAUUCGUGGAGAAGUACCGACCGUUCAAGGUGUUGAUCAAAUCGAGAACACGCUACUAAACGCACAGAGCUGCUGUGACAGAUUCACGUGUGACAGUGUCCAAAUGCACCUCCGUCGUCCACUAGACGAAGUGAAAUGGGAGGUCGAUGAAAGUGGCCAAUGCGUUGGCAGCGCGAUCGCAAUGUACAAGAAACCAUCGGGAAAAACAAACGUCAAUGAACUGUGGGCAUUUAAAGACGGAGAGUUUUGUGUGGGCCGUUUGGUCACUGCGUCUAAUCCGUUCGCCAAUUUUUCGGGGAAAUCAACCUUAGGUAACGGUCCAUGGGUAUAUCCGCACCACUUUCUUAGGGUUGGUGGGAGACGAAUAAAUCAGUGAAACGCACUAACUACCCCAAAACACUCCGUAUGCUGCACCGCUCUGUCUUCUUCGCGUGGCUCUUCACGUAACCUCAAAGAAGUGGAGAAGAAAAAAAGCAACACGAGCCUUUUGUCCGUUUGGGGUUUACCGCAGCGAUUGCCAAUGCUUCUACUGCGCCUAUUAUGCUUAUACACGCUCGUUUCGUUUCGUGUUCGGUACGGUUGACGGAUCGGUGUGUAAGUGAUGUUGGUGAUUUUUUGUGCCCCUUUGCUUUCAUUCGUUUGUAGCUACAAAUUUGGAACUGUUGCCACGGAUUCCAACAUCCAACAAUAAUCCAUGCAAAUUAAUCGCCCACUUGUAAAAAGGUGGUACUUAUUAGUCAUCAGUGUUAGCUUCGAUGAGUUGUUAUCUCAUCGUGGCACGCGAAACUGCCCUCUCUUUCGUUGUUUCUCUGGCUCGCUAGCUGCUAUUAUCACGGAAGUUUGUUUAGAAAAUUAAGCGAAGAAGCUGACGAGUGUGAAUGAUUAUAAUAAACAAGUAUGUAAAGGUGCGAUAAAACGUGAUGAAACGCAUGAUUGACCGUUUGGAAAGUGUCAAUGCCUCAUAAGGGUUGGACAGUGUAUGAAACAAAUUACAUAACUUUACAAAGCUUAAGCGUACCAUACGAGUUGUCUAUUACAGUAAGAACGAUAAACUGUUGCGUAUAAACUAGGCCAAAACCUUCUAGAAACAUAAACAAAUUCGAAUAAGAAUCAUACUUUAGUUAUAAAACCAAUCAAUAAAUUACAUCGUGGCAGGCACAUUUACUAAUUUAAACAACGCAUUUCAACAAUCAUUUUUCUAAUUGCUUGAACUGUAUAAUAAAUUAAAGUAAUAAAAUAAUUAAAACAAUUAGACAUUGCUACAUACAAUACCCUCAUAGUAAUAUAGAAUCAGGAAACGUCAAUUUAUCUUAGUAGAGUAGAAAAUCCCUCAGCUUAUGAAAUCACGAUGCAUUAAGUUCUUCAAUGAUUGAUAGAGAAAAAUCUCUUAAGAAAAAGUAAAUUUUGUAAUGAAUUUUUCUGAUAUCCCAUGAAUAACUCUUAAGCUAUAUAUAAGGGGUUGGCCUUGGCUAUCCAUUUAUAUUGUCAAUGCAAGAUAUUGUCACAAUUUUGGGAUAAGCAAUACUAUUUCUGAGGCGCUACCAAUUUUAAACGUCAUUAACUUGUUAUCCUCAUUCACUUCUAAAAACGCUCUUGAAUUAUUUGUCACAAAAAAAGCAUUUUCCUACUAGCUGCUAGUGUAAUAUUAGCUCCUUUCCCACAUUCUAAACUGUUGUCAAAUGCGUUUGAUUGACAAUCAAACAUGUGGUCCAGAAUUCCGAAAAGCUCUUAGGCAUGGACAUACUUUAAGAUAAUUGUAACAUCGAUUACUUUUCACAAGUUGUGUCACACACUUACAACGCUUCCCUACAAACCUCGCCUCUAAUUCGGCAUGAAAUUUAAAUUUCUCUAAUGCCCUUGCGUUGCAUCGCUUGUAACUCACAAACGCCAUUAAAAGAACAAGGCUACCGACCCCGAACGAAAUCCAAAUAAAUUGACUACAUCGAUGCACACCAUGUACGUUUUUUAGGUACGUCGAUUGUGGUUCAUAUUUCUUCUUCCGGUUAGCCUACGGUCCAGAACCUUGGUCGACCAUUGUUCCAUUUUGGUUGGCAUCCUUUUGUGCGGUUAGCCUGCCUGGCAAAGUGAUCGGGCUGGGGGUUUUUUUUGUGUGGAAUGGGGACGGAAAACCAGAAGCAUAAGCCCCCACUCCACGUGAAUCGGUCCAGUCCAUCGGUACACAAUGGACUCAAUCCUGCCGAUGGCCUGUCUAAACUGUUAUGAUUUGCAGCAGAAGCACCAGUAACUGCCCUCUGCUGCACGUGCAGCACGCAGUCCGUACCUUCAUUUCAUACAUUAGAUAAAGUGCAUCUAAUGGGUGAGGUAACGGACACAUAGGGACAGUGGCGCACAUACAGGGGAACACCGUAACGAACAUGCAAUUUGAAGAUGAAACCAUAACCUGAAACGGCCAAGUGGUAAGAAGAGAAAAAAGAACGACCGGACCAUAGCAUCGCCAGCGCAAAGAUAGUGCAACCCGGCGGGCAUCGAGAUGGCCAAUGUGCAGCGCGGCAGGAAUAAAGUGGAUGGCUAGAAACAAAACUAUGAAGGAAAGAAAAGUAUACCAACAAAAAAUGGACCAAACUUCUUCCGACCCCAAUGGAACACACAAAUCUCGUAACCGUUUGUUGACGAUAUUAUCGCUUAGUGAGGGCGCGCAUGAUGCUGAGAUGUCGGACAUAUCGGGAUCGUUUUAUGGGGAUCGAAGGACGCCUCUACGUCGCUCACCCGUUAUGCCCGGAAGGUUCGUGCGCGCUGGUAAAUGCUAAAGCCCUCCUUCAGUGCAUACGAAUAAAGGGAAAGAUGUAAUGGAGACCGUUUGAGCGCUUUUCGCAACGUGUUUCCUUCCUUCUCACCACGGCCAAUGGGGAUCAUGCAAUCUACACAUGGUAUCUAUAAACAUGGAACUAUGAUGAGUUUAUGAUUCGCUCCGGGGUGAUGGUGAUGCUUUCGUGAAGCGUUACAAAAAAUUGCUGUCGUUUGCAGCAGGACGACGAUGCGCUGGUUGUUUUGUACGCUGAUGGGGAUAUCUCGCUGUAUCUGGUUACGGUAUCCGAUGACGGUCGAAGGAUAUGCUAGUGUCGUAGCAAACGUAAAUGCAACAAGAACGCAAAUCGAAGGAAACAGAUUCAAUUUGUUGUGAUUCCGUUGUGGAGUGUGCGGUUCACAUCUAGCUUUUUGUUGUUAUUCAGCUAAAGGUAGGGUAUUUCUGGGGAAAUUAUAAAUGGAACCAUUAGAACGAAUGAAAUUAAAUUAAGUAAUUUAAUAUGGCAAUCAUUAUAUUUUCCGUUUGCGCAAAGGUUUUCUUCAGUUUGAUCUCAUUACCAGGUUUAUUGGAUUAUUGUGCGCUAUAAUGUUCUCUGGUUUAUCACAUGAUAGAAGGUUAGUAUUGUAAUGAUUUAACAAAUUCAUAUCACAAAUAAUAGCAUCUAAAAACGUUUAAUAAAUCAAUAUUUUACAACCGUCUCUUUACACAACCCUGUAAUUUUAAGCUGUGUGCACGUUAAAAUAGAAUGCAUCAGGACGAUUGGUUCUUUCCGAGAAUAACGCAGCACCAUGUAGGGUAAAACGAGCGCGUACCAAGCAAUCACUGCAUCGAUGCACUCUUGAAUGCUGUCGUGCUGUCGGUGGGCCAACUUGUAACGAAGAUAAAAAAGGAUUUCUAAAAACUUCUAUCCUUCUGCGGGUGUGGUGUAAAGUUUCCUAACGCAACAAACACACGAUCGAAUCGAAGGAUGGAUGCUUCACGGCCGCCUGGGUUGGUUUUUUCGGGUAAGGUGUCAAAAUUCAAUUUAAAACAACAGCCUCCAGCGUUCAGAACUGACGACGGCCACCUAGAGUGAGUAUCGCGCUUAUGAAUGUUGACGUCGUUUUUUGGGGGAGGUGUAUCGAUGAAGGAACUGUAUGGGAACGUUACUAGUAAGCCAAUGUUGUUUCACUAUGUCGUUAAACUUUUUAAACGAAAGUAGUGCUUCUACGAACUGACAGUUCGUGGUCCGGAGCAGCACAUUUCAUGCGUAACGCUA